Messenger RNA from Pundamilia nyererei, 2223 nucleotides. Its product is annotated as FERM domain-containing protein 7. NCBI's taxonomy places the organism in Eukaryota, Metazoa, Chordata, Actinopteri, Cichliformes, Cichlidae. Gene Ontology annotation, cellular component: cytoskeleton. Gene Ontology annotation, molecular function: guanyl-nucleotide exchange factor activity. The record is from RefSeq and is a predicted model, not a curated record. The transcript has 12 exons. The annotation marks the transcript as partial.
AUGGGGGACCGACAGCGGCGGACCGGGAGACUCGAGAACCUCACUACCAAGUCCCGGGUCUCCAAGGAGACCAAGCUCCGGUUGCGCGUGGUCUUCCUGGAUGACAGCGAGCGCACGUUCGAAGUGGAGCAAAAGGUUUUAGGUGGCGACUUCUACAACAAAGUGUGCGGUCAUCUGAAACUGCUGGAGAAGGAGUACUUUGGCCUGGAGUUCAGACACCACAGUGGCAAUUAUGUUUGGUUGGAGCUGCUGAAACCUUUGGUCAAACAGAUCAAAUACACCAAUGAUUUAUUCUUCAGGUUUAUAGUCAAGUUUUUUCCACCAGAUCCUGGACAACUCAAAAGAGGCCUCACCAGGUAUCUUUUUGCCUUACAGAUCAAGCAGGACUUGUCUAAUGGCAGUCUGACCUGUAAUGACAACAGUGCCGCCCUGCUGGUCUCUCACAUACUGCAGUCAGAGAUAGGGGACUAUGAUGAGGAGCUGGACUGCCAGCAUUUGGAGAUGAAGCACUAUGUUCCCAACCAGGAAUAUCUGGACCACAAAAUCAUCAAGUUUCACAAGAAACACAGAGGACUCUCUCCAGCAAACUCCGACAUCCAGCUGCUGGAGGUGGCGAGGAAGCUGGACAUGUAUGGAAUCAGGCCUUACCCUGCCUAUGAUGGGGAGGGAAUGAGGAUCAAUCUGGCUGUCACACACUCUGGAGUGCUAGUCUUUCAGGGAAACACAAAAAUCAACACAUUCAGCUGGGCAAAGAUCCGCAAGCUAAGCUUCAAACGCAAGCAUUUCCUCAUCAAACUACAUGAUAAAGUUGGGCCCUCGUGUAAGGAUACACUAGAGUUGGCCAUGGCCAGCCGUGAUGUGUGUAAAUCAUUCUGGAAGAUGUGUGUGGAGUACCAUGCUUUCUUCAGGCUGGCUGAGGAACCAAAGGCCAUACACAAAACUCUGCUGUCAUGUAAAGGCUCCAGCUUCAGAUACAGUGGUCGGACCCAGAAGCAGCUGCUGGAGUGUCUGGGAUCAGGGGAGAAGAAGCCUUCACACUUUGAAAAGAUGUACAGUCAGACAGACUGUGACCCCAGACAAUGUCGAUCUUCUCCUGAUCUCCUCACAGAUGUCUCCAAACAGGUGUACGAACAUUCCCACCCAUUCCCACGGUCAAGUCGUGCUCUGGCAAUACACAGCCAGGAUCAGCUGGACCCGCAUCAUCGAGACAAUGAUAUUGAAAUCAACGAAAGAGUGGCUAAACGCAGCCAUUCAUGUGUUGAGGUCAGCCAGAGGCCUCGCCUCCUCUCCCAAGUCACUCCUCUUUCUCCAUCUGUCAACCAGACAAUGCCGCCUUCACCCUCACUGAAGACGAGAUCUGCUUCGAUAUCUGUAGUAGAGGACGCAAGGGGGGUACGAAUCGGGACACAGCGCCAAGCCCAGCGGUUAGCUGGUGUCUAUGGAAACCGAUCUAGACGUCGACCCAACCCCCAGCCACAUCCAGAUGCAGGACAGCAGCUGGUCCUUCUCUACCCUAACAGCCCUGCCUACCAGUAUCAUCCUGUCCUCCCAUCGUUCCCAUUAGCUGGCUCCUCACCACUCAACCGACAUCCCUACUUGUCGGAAUUUGUUACCGUUUCCUCACUGGAACGAAUUCCACAUACAAGACGGCGGGAUUAUGUGACAAUGGAUGGCAUAACACGGCCAUCUUUUUACCCAAUGUGUCACGAUUCGCCAUGUAGUUCACCAAUCAGGAGAAACCUCCGCUCCAGUGGUUCAGGUGGGCUGGGAUUGGCCAGAAUGUACCAACCAGGAAGCAAUGGUGCAAGACUCAGGGGCGUUGGACAUACAGAGGCGGGUCAUUACAGCGAUGACUCCAACUUCCUUCCUGGACUGCCUCGCCGUGUAGCCAGCCAACCUGAUGUCAAAUUAAACCUCUCAAGGAGCUCAAACACUGCCUUUAACCCUGCUUCUGAGUUUCGCCCUCUUGGUUACUACCCCCACCUGACGCGCCCCUCCAGACCCACCUACCUCCCACUAAACUCUUCCCCUCUGCCUGAACGCCCCAGUUCACUAUGUAUGAUUGGCAGCACUGCGGGAAGCUACAGCGACUCAGACCCGGAGGUUUUCUAUCCAUACUACUGCCCUGCCCCUCAGGUAGGCAAGAUGGUACGGUCCGCUGGACUAGCCAGGAUGAGGUUUUCAUCGGGGAGUCUCCAACUUGAUGAGGAGGAAGAGGGGGAG